CUCCAGUCCAAACAACUUUGCCAGAGAUUUAACAAAAGUAGCCGAAGACGUGUCGAGGAAACCGCAGAGGCGUUUGAGUUUGCCUUUCUCCGUAUACGCUACAUCCCACUUUAUAUAUUCCACUAUAGUUUACGAGUGCCGUCUUUUUGGGGAAAUUAAGAUGAGGAAUCUGCGGUUGUUGGUCCUCUUCGGGCUGGCCAGCGGUUUUAUCAGUGAAAAAGUCUUUGUCUCCUCGCAGACAACCUUCCCCGUGAUAGAUGACCUUUACUUGGAGGGCCAAACUUCAGGGGAGCUCUCAAUAGAUGAUGAAGAUGGGGAAGACGACGACGACGGCGGCUCUGGAUCUGGAGACUAUGCUCACAGCAACGUUGCAGUUACGGAGGAGGGACUCAAGAAACUCCUCAACUUCUCUCAGACCACCGUCUCCUGGGAACUGGUUCCAAGUCGACCUCAGCCAUCAGCAGCCGCUCCGCUCAGCCCAUCAACCAAAGCACCAGUCAGUCAGAACCCAGCCACCAAAGUGAGCGACGCAGUCAUGCCACCAUUCGUAUUGCCUAAUGGGGGCAACCGUAAUGAGGUUUCACAGAGUACCAGCUCCGCCACCAUUCCUCCCGGUGAUACUAGUCCGACCAAAUUCGGAAUCACUGUAGUCGACCAUGCUGACAACAGCCUGGAUACGUGGAAUGUCUCACCUACCAAAAACCGUGGGGAUGAAAUCCAGAUAAAGCGGGUCGAAAAUGAGAUUUUUGCCGAAAACGGCCGAAACGGCAGAAUGUUCGAAGUUGAUACUCCUGAGGAGGUAACCUCUGAGAACACGUGGGAGAGGACGGAUGUGCUGGCAGCCGUGAUCGCUUGCGGAGUGGUUGGAUUCCUCUGUGCGGUUUUCCUCCUCCUCCUCCUCGCCUACCGUAUGAAGAAGAAGGACGAAGGCAGCUACGAGCUGGGAGACACCAAAGUUUCCACGACAGCCUAUCAGAAAGCACCCACCAAAGAGUUCUACGCCUGAAGUGACCAAUAGGAACGUUACGUGGAGUCCUUCUCCUCCCAAUCGCGGCUGAGAAGCAUUUAUAAAUGACUGGAAAGGAAUCCUGUGGAUGAAGUUUGAUGAAGUCAAGCGUCUCUGUUCUUCUUCAGUGCUCCCACCGUUUAAAAAUGUUCACGUCUUGCUUUAUGAUGUUUGUGGGGGGGGGGAAAGGUCAUGCAUAAUAAUCUAUUAAUAUCGUUCCAUUCUGCGGUGGAGUCCAACAAUAAGUACACAGCCUUAAUUUCAAGAAAGGAAUCUUUUCUAGAGUAUCCGGAUGGAUCAUGACCGUUAUGGUUUAGGAGAGUGACUUCAAAGUAUUAAACACUGCUUUGCGAGCAGCAUCACUUCUCUAAAAUGAACCACACUCUAAGGUUCAAAUCGAUUGGCCCAUUGAACGGAGCUGCAGUCUGAACUGUUUCAGCUCUGCGUAACAACAAUGAAGUUCAAAGACACUUAUAAAUAGCUGUAACACUUUUUGAAUGCUUUUAUUUAGAACGGUACCACACGUGGGGUUAAUGUUACCAAGGGCCUUCAAAAAAGAAACCCUUUUCCCCUUUUUUUAUUUGAUGUUAAAAUUCUUAAGUUUGUUACAGUUUUUCCUUUUUUACAUUUCAUUUUCUGUAUUUUUUUUUUUUUCUUCACUGAAUUGAAAAUGUUGUUAUAAGGAGGAAUGUUUCAUAUGCUCUCCAAUAUUGAGAGAUUUUGUUACUUAUGUAGGUACAUAUUUGUUUUUUUCAGAUGUUUUACAUUUACAGAACUGGCCAAAUAUAAAUGUGCUUUAAUUGUUUUUGGAGAAUUUUUGUUUUUGGAUGAGAGAUUUCCAUGGGACAACAUUUUUCAUCUAUUCAUGCAGUGGUCCUUUUAUGGUCCUUUUGAUUUCUGCAUUAGCAAUAUUUUUUCAGGACAAUUGUAUUUAAUGAAUAAGUGCUAUAAACAGGUGGAGCAGGGUGGAGCCAAAAUGAUGGACUAUAAUUCAGAAGUGCAGAAGCCGAUUUCUAAAUGUCAACUGUAUACAGCUACAAUAGCAAGAACUCAAAAGUGACUGCGGCAAUGUCCAUGGCGAUACUAUCCUAUCAGUAAUUCAUGCGCAGUUUUUACAAAUUGUUCUUAAUUUGUGACAAUGUAAUUUAGGGUAAGCAGAUUUUAAACCAACAUUUCUCAAUCUUCGACAGACCAAAGGAGCAUUGAAAACUUCAUAGACAUUAAUCGCUUCAAGCAGAAAGCGGAUAACAUUACUUGUAUACAUCUCGUAUUUAAUAUAUGUUAGUGGAAAUACGACUAUUGGUUGUGUGUUUAGUCUGCGCUGACUUUUUAAAACCAGCUAUUUACUGCUUACUGUGGCAAUACUAUUUUUAAAAUCAGCCUCUUAUUGAAAUAGAACUUUUGUCUUAAAGCUGCUCUGUGACCUUACAAUCUCUGAAAAGGUUAAAUAAAACUUUUCAAAAACUAA
Gasterosteus aculeatus aculeatus (three-spined stickleback) is the source of this 2474-nucleotide messenger RNA. RefSeq lists its product as uncharacterized. The record is from RefSeq and is a predicted model, not a curated record. Gene Ontology annotation, biological process: cell migration. NCBI's taxonomy places the organism in Eukaryota, Metazoa, Chordata, Actinopteri, Perciformes, Gasterosteidae. Gene Ontology annotation, cellular component: membrane; cell surface.